Molecule: messenger RNA, 837 nt
Organism: Fomitopsis serialis
Lineage: Eukaryota; Fungi; Basidiomycota; Agaricomycetes; Polyporales; Fomitopsidaceae
Product: DUF431-domain-containing protein
Exons: 8
Coding region: 33-710 (225 amino acids)
Biological process (GO): peptidyl-arginine methylation
Molecular function (GO): protein-arginine omega-N monomethyltransferase activity
Source: RefSeq, a predicted model, not a curated record
CUUUCUACUGUCCACAAUCUCGAACGGCUGACAUGGGGUUCAGAUAUGCUGUCGAGCACAUGGAGGAGGACGAACAGACAUCUAAAGCGAUACCGAAGUGGGUAGAACUGGAAUACAUGCAUAUGCGAUCAUUAGCAGGGACCGAUGGACAUGUGCACUUUACGCAUUUGUCCCGAUCAUCUUGUCAAACACUCACCGCUCUGUUUUCAACCGGUAACAAACGAGAGCUAGCUGAGGCCACUGCGCACUCAGAAGCUAUCCUGGAUGUAAUGCGAGGCCUCUCCAUACCCAUGGAGAAAGUGUGCCUACUUGACCCGAAGGCAGAGAAGGGAGUAUCGCCUGAAGACGGAGACGGCCGAUUCGAGUGCUUUCUUUUCGGCGUGCGUAUGUUUGAACUACAACCUGGUAUACUCGGUGAUGAUCCGCCGCGCGACCGAACGUCUGAACUUCGAGUCUUGGGAUUUCCUACGCGACAUCUUGGUCCCAUUCAGAUGACGACUGAUACGGCUCUCGGGGUCACAAAACUAGUCGUGCAGGACAAAAUUUCACUGUCUGCAAUUUCUUACAUUGACCAUCCGACCAUUACUUUCAACCCAAAAGAAAGCGUUGAGAUGCCGUUCAGGUACAUUGCCGAAAAUGGCGAGCCAAAACUCCCGCCAGGAAUGCGCGAGCAUCUCCAUGAAGACCUCAACAAAAGCUUUGACUUCUGAGUGUACGAGGGACUGCACAAGAGACAUAGCGAAAGAAUGCACAAGAGCACAUAGAUGAUGUAUAAGUACUGUACAGCGUAUGCAGAGCGAAUGAGCGCGUGCGGGUCCAUGGUAUGUGUGACAGACG